Molecule: messenger RNA, 978 nt
Organism: Diorhabda carinulata
Lineage: Eukaryota; Metazoa; Arthropoda; Insecta; Coleoptera; Chrysomelidae
Gene: Ssu72
Product: RNA polymerase II subunit A C-terminal domain phosphatase SSU72
Exons: 3
Coding region: 246-830 (194 amino acids)
Biological process (GO): termination of RNA polymerase II transcription
Cellular component (GO): nucleus; mRNA cleavage and polyadenylation specificity factor complex
Molecular function (GO): RNA polymerase II CTD heptapeptide repeat phosphatase activity
Source: RefSeq, a predicted model, not a curated record
GAACAAAUUGUCGAUCACGUUAACAAGAGGCUUAACAAAAUUUUAUCAUUUUAUUAUUAUAGGCAAAACAAUAUUUAUAUAAUGUAUUGAAUUAUAAAAUAUUUGUUUAUUUAAAUAAUCAUAAAUAUUUAUUACCAAAUAUUCGAUAUUUAAAUAAUGCAUAAUAUUGUUGAAGUUUCUAUAAAAUUUUAAUUUUGAAAAUCUAAAUUUAUAUUUAAGUAUUUCUUUCAAACAUUUUAAAAAAUAUGUAUAUUAGUGAUUUACGAAUCGCAGUAAUAUGUUCAAGUAACAUGAAUCGUAGCAUGGAAGCACAUGCUUUUUUAUCUAAAAAAGGUUUUGAUGUUAAAUCGUACGGCACAGGUGAUAAGGUAAAAAUUCCCGGAUCCUCUAUCGAUAAACCCAACAUUUACGACUUUGGUACUUCGUAUGAAGACAUUUACCUUGAUUUGCUCCAAAAAGACAAAUCACUUUAUACUCAAAAUGGAUUACUACAUACUCUUGAUAGGAAUAGAAGAAUAAAAAGUCAUCCGGAAAAAUUUCAGGAAACUCCAGAGAAAUUUGAUAUCCUUAUAACCUGUGAAGAGAGAGUUUAUGAUCAAGUCGUGGAAUUUAUGGAAAAUAAAACGCCAACAGACAAUUCUAUUGUGCAUGUAAUUAACAUUGAUAUAAUGGAUAAUUUGGAAGAGGCAACUAUUGGAGCUUUUUUAAUUAGUGAUAUGUGUACAAUGAUGGCUAAAGCUGAGGAUUUAGAUAACGAAAUCGAGGAAGUACUUCAUAAUUUCGAGGAAAAAAGUCAGAGAUCCAUUUUACAUAGUAUAGUUUUUAAUUGAAUUACCUUUAUACAUAAUUUAUUUUUAUAAAACUUGCUAUCUACAUAUUGAGUCUUCAAAACAAUAAAAAAAAUAAUUUGUAUUAUAUUCGUGAUAAGGCUGUUCUUUAUUAGUAAUAAAUAAAAUAUAUUUUGUAACGCUAAAAAAA